This is a messenger RNA of Dictyostelium discoideum AX4, 366 nucleotides long. It is a transcript of the gene ecmI, whose product is annotated as cellulose-binding domain-containing protein. The record is from RefSeq and is a predicted model, not a curated record. Gene Ontology annotation, molecular function: carbohydrate binding. The transcript has a single exon. Bases 1 to 366 code for a protein of 121 amino acids. Lineage: Eukaryota; Evosea; Eumycetozoa; Dictyosteliales; Dictyosteliaceae.
AUGUUUAAAAAAAUUCUCUUUUUAAUUUUAAGUUUUGCUAUUUUUUCUUUUGCUUUUGGAGAUAACAGUUUAACCUUUACUCAAACAAAGGUUAAGGAAUGGGAUAACGGGAACCAUGUUCAAUGGGAAGUUGUACUGGUAAACACUGAUCCUUCAAAAAGAUCAAUUACCGAUGCAUUCAUAAUUGGAAAUGAAAAUUUUAAACCAGAAUCUAUAUGGUCCUUAGAAACUACACAAGAUAAUAAAUAUCAUCUCCCAUCAUAUAUAAAUCGAUAUGGUUUAAAAUUUGGAAGUAACCUCACAUUUGGAUUCAUUAACACCAUUAAUUCUCAAGUUACAUUUACAGUAUCAGAUAUUAAAUUUUGA